This is a messenger RNA of Plasmodium gaboni, 1788 nucleotides long. RefSeq names its product exported protein (hyp1). The record is from RefSeq and is a predicted model, not a curated record. Lineage: Eukaryota; Apicomplexa; Aconoidasida; Haemosporida; Plasmodiidae. The coding region runs from base 1 to 1788 and encodes 595 amino acids. The transcript has 2 exons.
AUGAAAAAUAUAAAACGUGAACUUUUCCUUUUUUUUGUAGUCCUUUUUUUUCUAUAUAUUAUUUGUGGUUGUAUAUAUGAAAAGUUGUAUGAGUGUCAAUAUAACAAAAUUUAUAAUAAUCCUCAUGAAUCAGAAAAGUAUAGACAAUUUAAUAAGAUCCGAUUAUUAUCAGAAAAUAAAAAUAUAUUAGAAUUCAAUAAAGAAAAAAUAUCUUUACAUGAUUAUAUAAAUAAUGAUAAUUAUAAUACGUUAGAUGCGAUUGAUUAUAAUUUUUAUAAUGAUAAGGAAGAGCAAUGUAAUGAUACUACUUGUGUUGAUAAAAAAAAUUAUAAUAGAACUAAUAAUAAUGAAGAAGAAUGUAGUAAAAAUUUCUAUCAGUAUUUAAAAUAUAUGGAACAAAACGUUAAUGUAAAUACAAAUAAUAUAAAUACAGAAUUACAAAUUAUAAGUAAUGAUCAUAAUAAACAAAAUUAUAAUUAUGAUAAUAAUAGUGAUAAUAAUAAUAAUAAUAGUGAUAAUAAUAAUAAUAAUAAUAGUGAAUAUGGUGAAACUAAUUAUUUCUUAGAAAGAAAUAAUAAACUUAUAGACAGUCAACAAAACGAAAUGAAUAAUAUAUUCCAAGAAACAAUAAAUAAAACACUAACAUAUGAUAUGUCAACAGAAAAUUCACAUACAAAUAAUAAUUCAAUUCAUUAUGAAACUCAAAAUGGAAAUAGAGAAUAUAUGAACCUAUCGAAUAAUAAUUUGACAUAUAUUAUUUCUCCUUAUGAUAUAUUACCUUAUAAUGAUCAAAAUAAUUUAUCACAAUAUGAAACUCUAGAUAGUAAUCACUGUAACGAUCUAAACAUUUAUAAUCCAUAUUAUCAACCUAUUGAUCUUCCAUACUAUGAACCGGUUAGUUAUGCACAUGAUAGAUCUAAUAAUUAUUCUCAUCAUAGUAAUCAUAAUUAUUCUCAUCAUAGUAAUCAUAAUUAUUCUCAUCAUAGUAAUCAUAAUUAUUCUCAUCAUAGUAAUCAUAAUUAUCCUCAUCAUAGUAAUCAUAAUCAUAAUCAUUCUCAUCAUAAUCAUCCUCAUCAUAAUCAUUCUCAUCAUAAUCAUUCUCAUCAUAAUCAUUCUCAUCAUAAUCAUCAUAGAUAUGGACCCGGGGGGGACCCAUAUCAUAGACACGAUCAUAUAAUGGAUCGAUCUUAUUAUAACAAUAACCUACAGAAUGACAAUGACGAUAUGAUGUUAACAUAUAAUCAAAUGAAUGAUAAUAAAUCCUUGUAUGAUGAACAAAAUUUCGAAUUAGAAUUAAAAAAAAUUAUAAAAAAAAACCAUUUACAAAAUGGUAAUAUCACAGAUAGUUGUGACACUAGAGUUAGUGAUUAUAAUAAAAAAUUAGUGGAAUAUAAUAAAAAAUUAAAUGAAUAUAAUGAAAAAUUAAAUGAAUAUACUAGAAGAUUAAAUGAAUAUAAUAAAAAACAUAAUGAGAAUAAACAAAGUAGACAAAAUAAUAAUGAAAAUACAUUAUCACAAGAUAUAGUUCUAUAUGGAGCAGAUUUUCAAAAUGCUUUUAGAUAUAGACAAAACACACGCUCCUAUUAUUCAAAUAUACAUUCAAACAGAGAAGAAGAUCUUGAUAGAGUAAUAGAUUUUACUAAUAAUAAUAAUGCAUCUGAAGAUGAAUAUACAUUCGGAAAUGAACAAGAAAUAUAUCAUCAACAUUCAAAACGUUUAGAAAAAAAAUUAUUUGACUAUCAAAAUGGUACUAACCCAUUAAUAAACUUUUUAGAGCGUCAUUUUUAA